Messenger RNA from Gadus macrocephalus (Pacific cod), 1996 nucleotides. It is a transcript of the gene arl4aa, whose product is annotated as ADP-ribosylation factor-like 4aa. Gene Ontology annotation, molecular function: GTPase activity; GTP binding. The coding region runs from base 274 to 888 and encodes 204 amino acids. Gene Ontology annotation, cellular component: cytoplasm. The transcript is spliced from 2 exons. The record is from RefSeq and is a predicted model, not a curated record. Gene Ontology annotation, biological process: vesicle-mediated transport; intracellular protein transport. NCBI's taxonomy places the organism in Eukaryota, Metazoa, Chordata, Actinopteri, Gadiformes, Gadidae.
CCAGGGAGGGCAUUUGUCUGACCAAUCAGUUUGAAGGUAAACACAGGACGGCGUUGGGCGGCGCUCGCGGGCCUGACAUAGUACGGCGGGUUGUUGCUAGAACGACCGAACAGGCAAACAGCUCUCACACACGUUGUCCACCCGCCUUCUACCAGCGGUGGGCCUACCUGCUGCCAUUGAUUCACUUUGUUCGGAGGGAAUACAAACCUAACCCGAGGAUAACCUACUGAUCGGAAUAAACUAAAACAAUCCCUUCCUCAUGAAAACAAAAACAUGGGGAAUGGAUUCUCAGAACAACCCGGUUUCCUGCCCUCCGUCCCCUUCUUCCAGUCCUUUCACAUGGCCAUCCUGGGCCUGGACUCUGCCGGCAAAACCACCACGCUGUACCGGCUGCGCUUCAACGAGUUCGUCAACACCGUGCCCACCCGGGGCUUCAACGCCGAGAAGGUGAAGCUGUCCCUGGGGGGCCACCGUACCGCGGCCACCUUCCACUUCUGGGACGUGGGCGGCCAGGAGAAGCUGCGGCCGCUGUGGAAGUCGUACACUCGGGGCGCCGACGGCAUCGUGUUCGUGGUGGACUCGGUGGACGGCGAGCGGCUGGAGGAGGCCAAGACGGAGCUGCACCGCAUCGCCAAGACCAUGGAGAACCUGGGUGUGCCCGUGCUGGUGGUCGCCAACAAGCAGGACCUGAGGAACUCCCUGACGCUGGCCGAGAUGGAGCGGGGCCUGGCGCUGAAGGAGCUGGGGCCCGGCACGCCGUGGCACCUGCAGCCCGCCUGCGCCAUCACUGGGGACGGCCUGCGGGAGGGCAUGGAGAAGAUCCACGACAUGAUCCUGAAGCGCCGCAAGGCCCAGCAGCAGCUGCAGCAGCAGAGGAGGAAGAGGUGAUCCCGGAGUCACUUAUUGGGAAAGAAAAACAGGACUUUUAAAGGAAGAACCGAUCAUGUAUAUAUCUCUAAAGUAAAGCGUGAGAUAUGUUGAUCAAUGUGAAGGACCCGGGAUGUAUCCUUGCCUCGGCUGCGUGGAUCUGUUUCCGCUACAGUAUAUGUUGAACGUGCUGAGUUUUAUCAGUUCAGAUUUGAGCUCUACUACUUACCCCCGUCCCCCCCGUCCCCCCCAUACACACACACACACACACACACACACACACACACACACACACACACACACACACACACACACACACACACACACACACACACACACACACACACACACACACACACACACACACACACACACACACACACACCACCCUGAUCCCCAAUGCUGGGAUAGCUGCUGACCAGGAAAGUGACUCUUGAGGAAAACAGUUGGAUGAUGAUGAGGAUGAUGAUGUUUUUGAAAAGGAAGGAUGUUGAAAUGUUUCAAGGGUUCGGAGCGUGAGGCUCGAGAGGUUGUAAGGGCCAGAGCGGUUGGGACGGAGAAAGAAUUUGCGGACGAUGUACGAAGGAUUAAUUGAAUGGCUAUUCUGAAAACGUGACCAAAAGUGAUGUAAAAGAUUCUUGAGAUGGGUGUAGAACAGUCAUGAAGAUGUGGACGUUGAUGCACCGAACAGGCAGAGGCAAGUGGCCAUUUUGUUCACCCCCCCCCCCCUUGCUCCUGGCGAACAAACUAUGAACACUAGAGGAAUCCAAUAUCCCAAACACACCCGUUUCAAUGUGGAUCUUGUGUUACUUUUCUUUGUUUAAAAUCAUUGUAUAGUUUUUUUUUGUUGUUGUACUUUACUCUUUAUAAGUGUUGCAACAUGACAUUAGUUUACCUGCUGCCGCAAUACAUUGUUUACCUUGUCCAAUUGUCAAAAAGCACUUUACACUAUCCCAUAGUGUUUCACUGUUAAAAAAAAAAACGAGCAUUUCAUGUCAGAGUUUAACAUUCAGGCUUGUAGGCUCCUGCGAGAUGCUACUGUGUAUAGUUGGGUCUUCAUUGGCCACACUGCCAUCAGGUAGUUUAAUUUAUGCAUCAUCUUUUCUGAAAUAAAAUCUAUUAAGAGCAA